Molecule: messenger RNA, 6997 nt
Organism: Psammomys obesus (fat sand rat)
Lineage: Eukaryota; Metazoa; Chordata; Mammalia; Rodentia; Muridae
Gene: Dmbt1
Product: deleted in malignant brain tumors 1
Exons: 57
Coding region: 1-6816 (2271 amino acids)
Cellular component (GO): membrane
Source: RefSeq, a predicted model, not a curated record
AUGGUCCUGGCACUGAGAGGUUUCUUUGUCCAGAUUGAGUUUCAUCUCUCCACUGAGUGUCCUGGAGAAGCUGUGGGCGGCCAGAUGGCAGGGUCUGUCACAAUGUUCAGCAAAGUGUACAUAAGUCCCGGAACAAGAGAAGAGGAGGCCCCCAAUUGGUACCCAUCCACCCUGGCCUCUCGAGUCACAGCAGGAUUAAGCACAUCCUCUCCACCAGGGAGUGAUAAGGCAGUCCAGCAAGGGAAAAGUGACACAGUGGCAACUUCUGAAACCACCAUCCCCAGAACUGGUUGGUGGAACCCAGAGGAGUCAACUAGCGGUUUGAACCUGAGGCUGGUGAAUGGCGGUGACCGGUGUCAGGGCCGGGUUGAGGUCCUGUACCAAGGCUACUGGGGCACCGUGUGUGACGACAGCUGGGACAUGCAGGAUGCAGAUGUCGUCUGUCGACAGCUCGGCUGUGGCCACUCUGUAUCAGCACCAGGAGGGGCCCACUUUGGUCAGGGCUCAGGGAACAUUCUCUUGGGAGCUGUACACUGCUCAGGAUGGGAACCGUACCUGUCCAGCUGUCAGCACGAUGGGUGGUACAACCAUAACUGUGGCCACAGGGAAGACGCUGGAGUCGUGUGCUCAGAAGCCUCACGGAUGACCACAGAAGCAGAGACGACGACUUUAUAUGGUGUGAACUGGGGUUUAUCACAUUUCCACUCUUUUCUGAUUGCAGAUUACACCUGUGGAGGUUUUCUGACCCAACUCUCUGGACGCUUUUCCAGCCCAUACUACCCAGGGAACUAUCCUAACAAUGCCAGAUGUUUGUGGAACAUUGAGGUCCCCAACAACUACCGUGUGACUGUGGUCUUCAGAGAUGUGCAGCUUGAAGGAGGCUGCAGCUAUGAUUACAUUGAGAUUUUCGAUGGCCCCCACCACAGUUCUCCUCUCAUUGCCCGGGUUUGUGAUGGGGUCUUGGGCUCUUUCACCUCAACAUCCAACUUCAUGGCGAUUCGCUUCAUCACUGAUAACAUUAUCACUCGAAGAGGGUUCCAGGCUGAGUACUACUCGGAAUCCGACAACACCACCACCAGUCUCCUUUGUCUGUCCAAUCACAUGCAAGCCAGUGUGAGCAGGAGCUACCUUCAGUCCUUGGGCUAUUCUGCUAGGGAUAUUGGCAUUCCUGGUUUUAAUGCAAGUUACCGGUGUCAGCCCCAGAUAACACAGCAGCAGGUCACAUUCACUAUUCCCUACACAGGCUGUGGCACUACCAAACAGGUCGACAAUGAUACCAUCAACUACUCCAACUUCCUCACAGCGGCUGUUUCAAGUGGCAUCAUCAAAAGGAAAAGGGACCUCCACAUCCAUAUCAGCUGCAAGAUGCUUCAGAACACCUGGGUCAACACCAUGUAUAUCACCAACAACACCGUCGAGGUCCAGGAAGUCCAGUACGGCAAUUUCGACGUGAACAUUUCCUUUUAUACAUCCUCCUCCUUCUUGUACCCAGUGACCAGGAGCCCAUACUAUGUGGGUCUGGACCAGAAUUUGUACCUUCAGGCUGAAAUCUUCCAUUCUGAUGCCUCUUUGGCUUUGUUUGUGGACACCUGUGUGGCUUCACCACACCCCAACGACUUCACCUCUUUGAAGUAUGAUCUCAUCCGGAGUGGAUGCGUAAAGGAUGAAACCUACUGGACCUACUCCUCGCCCUCGCCUCGAGUCUCCCGCUUCAAGUUCAAUUCCUUCCACUUCCUGAACCGCUUCCCCUCAGUGUACCUGCAGUGUAAACUGGUGGUGUGUAGAGCGUACGACGCCUCCUCCCGGUGCAACAGGGGCUGCGUGGUGAGGUCCAAGAGGGACGCAGGGUCCUACCAGGAAAAGGUGGACGUUGUCCUGGGACCCAUCCUGCUGCAACCCCCCAGCAAAGACAAGAGGAACCUGGACUUGGCAGUGAAGGAUGUGGAGAAGCCAGCCAGCUCCCAGGCAGUCUAUCCCAUGGCUGCCAUCUUUGGUGGAAUCUUCCUGGCCAUGGUCCUAGCUGUGGCAGCCUUCACACUAAAAAAGAGGAGACGCAUUGCCCGUGGCCAAUCUCUAAGCACUAAGAUACUGGAGGACAUCUAUGGGUGCCCUUAUGACUUUGUCGAAGUGUUUGAUGGACAUCAAGUUGCCUCACUCUCCAUGGGCAAAGUCUGUGCUGGGGCAGAACUCACAUUCCUCUCCUCUUCAAACUUCCUGACGGUGGUGUUUAAAAGUGACGCUAUGAUCACCAACACAGGCUUCUAUGCGCUGUACAACACUGUUCAGCAAGAUGAAAGGCAAAAUGGUAUGGCCUUGAGACUGGUGAAUGGCAGCCACAGGUGUGAGGGCCGAGUAGAGAUCUCCUACAAUGGUACCUGGGGCACAGUGUGUGAUGACAGCUGGGACCUGACAGAUGCCAAGGUGGUGUGCCAGCAGCUCGGCUGUGGUAAGGCCGUGGCAGCCCCAGCUGAGAGCUACUUUGAUAAAGGCGUGGGCCACAUUGUGCUGGACGAUGUGCAAUGCAUGGGGGACGAAGCCAAGGUGUGGCAAUGCACACACCACGGAUGGUUUUCCCACAACUGUGGGCACCAUGAGGAUGCCAGCGUGGUCUGUUCAGGUAUUGAUGCACCAAGCGGAGGACCGGCAGACGAAAGUUUCCAUUGCGGUGGUUUGCUCACAAAUAGUUCAGGCUCCUUCUCCAGCCCUUGGUAUCCUAAAAAAUAUCCCACAAAUGUGGUAUGUGUCUGGGACAUACAAGUGGACACCAACGCUCACAUCAGACUCUCCUUUGAAGUGGUCAAGAUGGAAAACUUCUAUGGCUGUCCUUACGACUUCAUUGAGAUUUUUGAUGGCCCACAGAGUGAAUCAUUUUCCCUGGGGAGAUUCUGCUCAGAAACCACCCCGGUAUUUACCUCUUCUUCAAGCCACAUGAGUGUGGUGUUCCACAGUGAUGAAAUUGUCACCAACAUCGGAUUCCUUGCAUCUUAUGAGUCUCUGUUGCAAGACGAGAAAGACACUGAUGUGGCGCUCAGACUAGCCAGUGGCAGCCACCCAUGUGAGGGCCAUGUGGAGCUGCAUUACAACGGCAGCUGGGGCACGGUGUGUGAUGACAGCUGGGACCUGAGAGAUGCCCAGGUGGUGUGCCAGCAGCUGGGCUGCGGUGGGGCGGUAGCAGCCACUGGCCGAGCACAUUUUGAACGAGGCCGAGGCCCCAUCGUCCUGGAUGAUGUGGAGUGCAUGGGAACGGAGGCCAGACUGUGGCAGUGUCUGCACGGUGGCUGGUUUGCCCACAACUGUGGCCACCAUGAGGAUGCUGGUGUCAUCUGCUCAGGAUCUCUGUCCUACGCAACACCAUCAUUUCCUGAGAGUGAUAUGAUUUCAGCAUUGGUAGUGAAGCAGCCAGAAGGGCCCACAUCAGCAGGUCUGGACCUGCGGCUGGUGAAUGGGACAAGCAGGUGUGAAGGCCGAGUUGAAGUGCACCAUGACAACACCUGGGGUACUGUGUGUGAUGACAACUGGUCCAUAGAGGAUGCCCACGUGGUCUGCAGACAGCUUGGCUGUGGUCCAGCUUUAUCGGCCCUGCCAGGCACCAGCUUCAGCCCUGGGUCGGGAAGCAUCAUCCUUGAUGAUGUCAACUGCACAGGAAAGGAGUCUUCCCUGGCACAGUGCCCUCACAGAGACUGGCACACCCACAACUGUGGGCACCAGGAAGAUGCUGGUGUCAUCUGUUCAGAUUCUGCAGCUAACGGACAUCCAGCCACUUCAGCUCCUGAGGAACAUCUACAUGGUUUCCAUCCAAUAGAUCUGCUGCUGGUGAGACUGGCUGGUGGGAGAAGCCACUGUGAGGGCCGCGUAGAAGUCUAUUUCAAUGGGACUUGGGGGUCUGUGUGUGAUGAUCUUUGGAGCAUACAGGCCGCUCAAGUGGUAUGUCAGCAACUGGGCUGUGGGGUGGCCCUGGCAGCCCCCAGGAGCAGUCUGUUUGGCGAUGGGUCUGGCCCCAUCUUCCUAGACGACGUGAGGUGCUUGGGCACAGAGACCAACCUGGGGCGCUGCCACCACCUCGGCCUGUCUGUGCACAACUGUGAGCACCAUGAGGACGCGGGAGCCAUCUGUACAGCUGUUGGUGUUGCCUCGGCUUUGGCAGAAGUGGCUCCCAGAGUUGACCAGCUCAUGAUCAGGUUGGUGGAUGGAAAGAACCGAUGUGAAGGGCGAGUGGAAGUCCAUCACAAUGGCACAUGGGGCACUGUUUGUGAUGACCUUUGGGACAUCGAGGAUGCCAAGGUGGUAUGCCGGCAGCUGGACUGCGGGGAGGGUGUCAGCGCCCUUGGGAGUGGCCAUUUUGGAGAGGGCGUGGGGAACAUCUUCCUGGAUGACGUGAAGUGCCAGGGCACUGAGACCUCGCUAGGCCACUGCCACCACCAAGGAUUGUCUGUCCACAACUGUGGCCACCAUGAAGACGCUGGUGUUAUCUGCUCAGCAUCAGCGACAGAAAUGACAACAUCACCCGGUAGUACUUCUUUCUUUACCGUUUUCUCUGAGUCAGUUCAUAUUUCAAGUCCAGCGACGGUUUUGACGGUUUUUGCAACUGGCAUCACUCCCACUCUGGCAGAAGUAACUCCCUCACCUGAUAAGGGCCUCUGCCCACCACACUGCACAGGUGGCCACUGGGGUGGCUGCCAUGACAGUGGGGUUAUAAUGAGGACAGGCUUGAGGGUGAUUGUCACUGUCUUUGGGCAGAGUGCCUCAUCAAACCAGACCCAGCACCACGAAAAAGGUGGCGGGAGGAUCAGUAGAGAUGUGGGAGCUCCUUGGCCAGACACAUCAACAGAAUCAAGCCCUCCAAAUGAAGCACCUUCAGUCUCAGCAGAAGAGGCCACAUCCUCUGAUGCAGCUUUGGCCUCAGAUGAAGGUGAAACAUCCUCAGAUGUAUCUUCGUCCACGGAAGUAACCUCCUCUGACAUUUCUUCAACCUCAGCAGAAACAAGUUCUUCAAAUGAUGCCUCUUCAGCCUCAGCAGAAGAGACCUCCUCUGACAUGUCUUCAACCUCAGCAGAAGGGAAGAGUGAAGAGCCAACUGGUAAAGUCCUUCGCUCAUCUUGUUCUCUGGAUUUAUACACAGAUGCAUCUUCAGCUUCAGCAGACGAUACUUCCUCUGAAACUUCUUCUUCCUCAGCAGAAUCAAGCUCUCCAAAUGGCAUUUCUUCAACCUCAGCAGAAUCAAGCUCUCCAAAUGAUUCCUCUUCAGCCUCAGCAGGAGAGACCUCUUCAGAUGAGUCUUCAGUCUCUGUAGAAGAUACCUCCUCUGCUAUUUCUUCAUCCUCAGCAGACGCAAGCUCUUCAGAUGAUGUGUCUUCAGCCUCUGGAAAAGGAAAGAGUGGAGAGCCAGGUGACGGGUCAACCUCUGCGGAAGAAGAAACAUCCUCAGAUACAUCUUCAGCCUCGGCAGAAUCAAGCUCUACAACCGAUACCUCUUCAACCUCAGCAGAAGAGACGAGCUCCCCUGAUACUUCCUCAACCUCAGCAGAAGCAAGCUCUCCAAAUGCUAUUUCUUCCCCCUCAGCAGAACUGACCUCUCCAAGUGCCACGGUUCCAACAUCGACAAAAGUGACCCCGUCAUCUGACCUGCCUCUGCGCCUGGUCGGCGGGCGGAGCCGCUGUGAGGGCCGCCUGGAGGUGCGGCACCAGGGCGUGUGGGGAACCGUUUGCGAUGACCGCUGGAACAUCAAGAGCGCCCGAGUGGUGUGCCGCCUCCUGGGCUGCGGUCCCGCGCUAGGCGCCCCUGGCAGAAGCCACUUCGGGCCCGGCACAGGCCCCAUCCUGAUGAAUGAAGUGCGCUGCUCGGGCAGGGAGGACUCCCUGGAGAGCUGUGCCCACGCCGGCUGGACAAGACACAACUGCCACCACCGCGAGGAUGCCAGUGUGGUCUGUGCAGGUCCAUCAGACUCUCUUGUGCCCAAGGAUAAUGCUUAUCUGUCCUGCUUGCCUCACCUCUUCCAAGCCGUCAUUGACCGAGGCUAUCUCCGGAGACUAGGCUACUCCUCCUGGGACAUCCACUUAAAUGAUAAGAUGUGUCGCCCCCAAGUCACUGGGCGUUACCUCAUCUUCAGUAUUCCUUAUGGCCACUGUGGUACCAUCAGGCAGGACCACCAAGGCUCUCUCAGCUACUCCAACUCCAUCAGAGGCAGAACGCAAGGCCACCCUGGCCGAGUCAUUGUGAGGCACAAGGUACCCCAGGUGAAGUUCACCUGCAAAGUGGAUGGCCAGUCUGCCAUUGAAAUUGUGCACCAGAGUGACGCUAAGAAGGAGGACGUCGGCUAUGAUGUAUCGAUCUCAUUCCUCCAGUCACCUGCAUCUCAGAACACUGGGGGGAGAAAUCCCCCUUAUGCCAGUCAGAGGGAAGAGGUCUUCCUCCAGGCCACCCUCCACAGCCACAAUCCCAAUCUGAGGCUCGUUGUGGACACCUGUGUGGCUUCUCCUGAUGCCAGUGAUUUCACAACUGUCAAGUACGAUUUGAUCCAGGAAGGAUGCAUCAAAGACAAUUCCUACUCCAACCUCCGGACUCCUGAGAAGAACGUGGUCCAGUUCAAGUUCAACGCCUUCAGCUUCCUCAAAAGCUACGAUGUGGUCUACCUGCAGUGUAAGGUGGCUGUUUGCCGGAUCGGGGACCACUCUUCCCAAUGCUCUCAAGGCUGUACUCGGCGGGAAAGGAGAGGCGCAGGCUCGCCAGAGGUCAGAGAAGAACAAACGGAGUAUUUCCGAACAGUGGGACCACUGAAGAUCCACAGAGCAGUUACUCAGAGCGAGGACCUGGUGUGAUCUCUCCCGUUCUCACAUGAGUGUGUCAGAAAACUGGAAUCAGGUCUGUUUCUUACCAGGAAGCCAGACAUUGGCCCCACUGUCUACACUCUCCAUGCAGGCGGGUGGAAGAACCUGGGGUUGCUUUUCUGGGGUUGGUUAAUCUCUAUCACUAACUUCUAAGGCGGUUGCUCUUUUUGUA